AUAAAGGAAGCAUUUUUCUCAAAAAACCAGUGUUUCAACAAAAGAAUGAAGAGCAGUAUAAACUUUGCAAUUGUACUGUUUUUUAUAGCUAUUGGUAUUACAACCACUGAGAAAUUGCAUAAACAUGAGACGAAGAAAGAUAAAUCAAUUCUAACUGCCGAAGAUUUCAUCCAACCUAGGCGCAAACCCAGACAGCACUACGUAUAUUUACGGAACCCAGCAUCUGGUCUUGUCUUAGAGGCUAAGCCAGCAAAUUUAAAUAUCACGUUUGUACACGCUACCGGAGUUUCAUCUCAAUUGUGGGCACCGGAAUACUUGGGUAAACAAAAAUUUAAUAUCAUCAACAAAGGCAAUGGAAAGUAUAUAGAACUUAACAAGUUCAAUGGGACACUUUAUAAUCUAGUUACGAAACCAAAACGAGCAGGUGAUCCACUUCAGCAAUGGUACCUUAGUUACGACAACAUCGUUAACGAAAAAUUAAGAUGGACAAUAAGUGUCCCCGUACACGACAAUGAAAUAAAGCAUUCUCGUCAUGGAGUCAUGGCAGUAGUACAACCACCUAAGGGGAUUAAAUGGCAGGAUAUGAUUCUACAAAUUGUAUAACCUUUCUGUAUUCUGUUAACACCUUCAACUGUACCAGUAAAAAUACAAUUGAAUUCCUAA
This is a messenger RNA of Tribolium castaneum (red flour beetle), 663 nucleotides long. RefSeq lists its product as uncharacterized. The transcript is spliced from 5 exons. Lineage: Eukaryota; Metazoa; Arthropoda; Insecta; Coleoptera; Tenebrionidae. Bases 46 to 603 code for a protein of 185 amino acids. The record is from RefSeq and is a predicted model, not a curated record.